UACAGGCAUGCUGCCAUGGCAACUGGUUCAGAAUCCAUAUUCAAAAUCACGUUGCUAGUUAGGAAACCAGGCUAUGCUGGCCAGUGUGAGAGAAAGCAAUGUCACUUCUCCGAGCUUCUGGAUGAGUUUUCCCAGAAUGUCCUGGGCCAGCUCCUGAAUGACCCUUUCCUCUCAGAGAAGAGUGUGUCCAUGGAUGUGGAGCCAUCACCGACAUCCCCAGCGCCUCUCAUCCAGGCUGAGCAUAGCUACUCCCUGUGUGAGGAGCCCCCGGCCCAGUCCCCGUUCACUCACAUGGCUACCAGCGACAGCUUCAAUGAUGAGGAGGCAGAAAGUGACAAGUGGUACCUGUCUAUGGACUUUCCUCCAGCAACCAUCAAGACAGAGCCGAUCACAGAGGAGCCACCCCCGGGACUUGUUCCCUCUGUCACCCUGACCAUUACAGCUGUUUCCACCCCCUUUGAGAAGCAGGAGCCCCUUCUGGAAACGAAUCCUGGGGUCGAUUCCUCAUGCCAGACGAUUAUCCCUAAGAUUAAGCUGGAGCCUCACGAAGUGGAUCAGUUCCUGAACUUCUCUCCUAAAGAAGCCUCCGUGGACCACCUGCACUUACCACCCACCCCUCCCAGCAGCCAUAGCAGCGACUCGGAGGGCAGCCUGAGCCCCAACCCGCGCCUGCACCCCUUUGGCCUGCCUCAGACCCACAGUCCUGCCAGAGCCGUGCCCCGGGCCCCCUCUGCCCUGUCCAGCUCUCCUCUCCUUACAGCUCCGCAUAAACUGCAGGGAUCAGGCCCGCUGGUCCUCACGGAGGAGGAGAAGAGGACCCUGAUCGCUGAGGGCUAUCCCAUCCCCACCAAACUGCCCCUGACAAAAUCAGAGGAGAAGGCCCUGAAGAAAAUCCGGAGGAAAAUCAAGAACAAGAUUUCUGCGCAGGAAAGUAGGAGAAAGAAGAAAGAGUACAUGGACAGCCUGGAGAAAAAAGUGGAGUCUUGUUCAACUGAGAACUUGGAGCUCCGGAAGAAGGUGGAGGUGCUGGAGAACACCAAUAGGACUCUCCUUCAGCAACUCCAGAAGCUUCAGACUUUGGUCAUGGGCAAGGUUUCCCGGACCUGCAAGCUGGCUGGCACACAGACUGGCACCUGCCUCAUGGUCGUUGUGCUGUGCUUUGCUGUUGCCUUUGGCAGCUUAUUUCAGGGCUAUGGGCCCUAUCCUUCUGCCACCAAGAUGGCUCUGCCCAGCCAGCAUUCCCUGCCGGAGCCGUACACAGCCUCCGUGGUGAGAUCCAGGAACCUGCUGAUCUAUGAGGAACAUUCUCCCCUGGAGGAAUCGUCCAGCCCAGCCUCCACUGGGGACCUUGGGGGCUGGGAGCGAGGCUCCUCCUUGCUCCGAGCAUCAGGGCUGGAGGCGCUACCUGAUGUGGAUCUUCCCCAUUUCAUUAUCUCCAACGAGACCAGCCUAGAGAAGUCAGUGCUGCUGGAGUUGCAGCAGCACCUGGUCAGCGCCAAACUGGAGGGGAACGAAACACUCAAAGUUGUAGAGCUCGACAGAAGAGUGAACACCACCUUCUAGGAGGCAUCUCCCCGACGGUCCCUCUCCUAUUACCUCUACUUUACAUCCCCGAACCACGGCGGUCAUCAGCUUUUCCUCUUUGCCACUGGAUCCGGUUGAAGACCUGGGCGAGCGCUUGUGGCCGGGAUGGGAGGCACUGGUGGUUCCCAGCAUGUGCCUGCCUCUGUCCCCUUCUCUAACUGUCAUAGGAAGUUCUUUUAGGAGGAGACUGGGGUGGGACCCGCAUCUCGUUUCCACCCGUAGUGCCAAAAAGAUACUGCCCGACUCUCCCCUGCAAAGUGCGACCCCUCUUUGAAAAGAGAUGAUUCUUGUUCAACUGAGACCCCAGACUAGCCACAAAAUGCCGCGGUGCCUGUUGGGAUUUGGCCAAGAACUGACGCUUGUCCAUCCCGCUCUCACCAGGCCUCCCAUAUGAAUGGCCCACAGCCCUGGGACCGCCCGGGCAUCAUACCAGCCCCCUCCCUCCCCUCCGCCCUCCGGAGCCUUGGCUGGCCUGUCCCUCCCCUGGCGUGGAUGGACGAGGGCUCCCCGUUGUACUCUCAGGCCGCAAGUGCAAUGCCUAAAAGCAUCAGGCUGUUCUCCAUGCAAACCUGCCCAUCUUCAUGCUUGUAGGACCUCUCCCACCAUCCGCCCGCAGACCCACGGCCCUCCCUUCCCGCUUCCCCUCCCCGUUUGUAAAUAGUAUUUAUUAGCUUGCUGAGGCUUCCCGCUGGUGACCACACCGAGAACAGCCUGUGCCUCUCCCGUGCUAAUGAAGUCUUCGGUCACCUUUGGUGUUCGGAGGCCCCUCUGUAGGCACUGGGAUUCCCAAUAUUUCCAGAUAAUAUUUCAUUUCCUUUCUUGCUUAUUUUAAAAUUGGAAACCUAUCUAAUACUUACGAUUAAGAGUCCAUGUUAGCAGGUGCCCUCUGUUGCAUGGUGCAGGUGGAAUGAUGGAAUGGUGUGGUGCUCAGGCCCGUGGCUCUGUGGCCCAUGCUUUCUCCCUCUGGUUCACAUACAGAGAAGGGAAGCCUGUCCCCAGCAACAGGCAUUUCUGCUGCUUGCCCUGCACACCUGCCCCACCUGCCCGUCUCCACCACUCUUCUCUCUCUGCUUCCCCUCUGCCUUCCUCCACCAGAGGGUUGAGCAGGGCACAUUGGUACAGCCGUGUUCUUACCUUUUAUGGUCGAGUUAGGCUACUGUGCAGCUCACCCAAAGAGAUAUAACCUAACCCCCACUCUUCUUUUAUUUUUUUUAAUGAUUAAAAAAGUCACUUUUGUAGUUUAAAAAAUCUUUCCUCUUUCAUAUAAAUAAGAAAUGGAAAUUGCCUUUUUAUUGUAGAAGGUAGAAGAUUCCCUUAAGUGUUUUUUUUCUUUAGCUUGUGAAAGAUUUUGUGCAAGAAAUAUGCUUACAUUUGGUAUUUUAUUUUUGGUAGCAGCUGAAGGGCCUUUAGCUUUGGCUUUCUCUCCCCCUCUCUCUUUCUCUCUCUCUCUUUCUGUCUCUGUCUUAUCAUCAUCUACAUCAUCACUGGAGCCUGUACUUAAGAGGGAUUAUGCCCACUCCCUGUCCAUCCCAUAUCAGAUGCAGGAUUUGGUGGCAUUAGGCUAUGCUGUCAUUCCCUGUAAGCGGCUCCCUGCCUUGUCUGGCUGGCCCCAUCUGUGGUGGGAAAUGGCCUUAUUCAUCUUGAUGUGUGUGAGAACUGUAUUGCCACCACAGUGGCCCUGUAGCCUGUAGCCGUCCCUCCCAAUGGGCAGGGCAGGCUUGGAUGUCGGGCUCUGGGAGGCGGGAGUGGCUGGCAACCUGUACGUUCACUUCUUUCCACUCCACUGUCUCAGGCUCUUGAUCCUGCUGGCCCUCCUAGUGUCCGGUAACCAUGAGCCACAGCUGCCCCAACCCAUCCCUUCAAAGAUCGGUUGCUUGUCACUCAGGCAGACUGUGUGUCCCUAAAAAGACAAAAACCCAGAAUAAACUCAGGAAGUAUUUGGGUGACGAGAAAAGAAGACUUUGAUGUGUAAGGGCAGAUGUGUGGUCACGGGCAGCCUGUGUCCGUUGGAGCUGAGCCCGAUGGGGUUUCGAGGAGCUGGAGGUAGCCUGGGCGGAAACCUACAUUUCCGAAGGAGGAGGCAGAAGAACAAGGAAAUGUCUAGCCCCCAUCCUUAGUGCACCAAGGAUUUUAUUUUGUUCCUGUCUACCCUUGCUUCACAUAGCUCUCUCCAGAUGGCCAGAUGGCAGGGCUUUUUCCUGGGAAACUGUCCUUCCAGAACAGAAUCUAUAACUGGAGACAGGGCUCAAAACCUCUGUCCUGCAUUCCUGGCUUGCAGGAAUAAAGGGAGCUAAACAGUGGUCCCUUCAGCAUAAACGGGGUCAGCAGGACCCGGGAGAGUUGGAUAACAGCAGAUUGGUUCCAGAAAAUUCGUGGACAUGUGCUCAUUUUCUGUCCAGGGAUUAAACCCAGCAUCUCUAUAGGUUUGUUUUCCCCAUGGGGUGAGCAGUCCCAAGGACCAGUCAUUGUUAGCCCUGCAGUUUUCAAAUCAUGGCAGAUAUUGGCCCCUUAACUUAAGUUUUGAAGAAUACGAGACUAUUAGAAAAACCCAAAGCCAUAAACAAGACAUAGGCUCAUUCUGCUUUCCAUGGUGUGAACAGGCCUUCCUGCUUCCCUUCCUUUGAUUACCCUAGUAAAGGAAAAGUCUUGCAUCGUUCUCUGAAUCUGGAUGGGACCUGAGGAAGCCCCUGCCCCCCAGAAUGGUUCUUUUCCAAGCUCUCAACGAAGCAUUAGAGAUGGAUACUGGAGAAGAGUGUUCUAUAAAAGUCUGACAGCUGAACUAAAUUGUUCCUUUUUGGCAGGAAGUGGGAGUGGAAGCUGACAUUGGUGUAGGCAUAGUUAGAUAACCUUUGGUGAAUAUAAAUGAUCUUGAUUUGGAGACCUUAUUUGUAGACUGGGAAAACAUUGUUCAGUUUGACUUAUUUACAAACCAACUAUAGAUACCAGAUCCUUUUCUCUUAUGAAUCUCUCCAUUAGGCUUGGAUUGCAUGGGCUGGCUGUGACUCUUGCGUACCUGUAGAGUAGGAGUGUUGAACUGAUUCUUCUUUGUUCUGAUGCUGAGUCAGUGUCCAGCAUGUUUGUCACAGGUAUUUUAUUAAAACUCUUUCUCCUCAUUUCAUGGGCCCUCCCUCGUAUGUCCUCAGACCAGGCAGAACCAUAGGAAGAAUCAGAGGCCAGCCUGGGCCAGCCCCUCUGAAAACACAUAGCAUCUGAGGUGUGUAUGUGAGUGCAGUCCAGAAAUUUGGACAUAUCCCAUCCCAUCGCUAGAGUAGGCGUAGGCCAUCCCUGCUGACCUUGUCACCCCAGGGACAUGGAGGCAGCAGGGAAAGUGUUCAGCCACUACCUGUGGGUCACAGGUCACUAGUUUAUUUCUGUUGAGUCCAUUGUGGGAGGAACCUGGGGUAGAGGUCUGACAGGACUGCAGUGCCCUAGGGAGGGCCGCUUUAUUUGACCACUCUCUGCUGAGACAGUUGGCUGGUGUGGUAGGAUAAGCCCUCUUGGGAGGCAGGUGCAGGAGAGAGGUGGGACAGUGAAGAGCUCCAGAAGGAGCCAGAGGCAGAUGUCAGAUCAUUCAUUCAUUUAGUUACUCCUGGGAUGUUUCAGUUUUACUAAGCAAGAGUGAACGCCCCUCUCCUAGGCCCUAGGAAUAAGAAUAAAAGGGACUGGGGAUACUUCAUUUAAUCAAAAACUAUCCCAAAGGUCUAUGUGCUGGGUCUGUAUCUCUCCCUCUCUUCCCUUCCCCCACCCCCGAAACACACACAGGCAUUCCCCCUUAUCUUCCAUACUUUGUGCCUCAAAAGUGCCUUAUAGAAGAAUCCAGGAUGACAGAGGACUCUCUUGUCCCUGGGAGAUGUUAUAUAUAUAUAUAUCCUUAGAGAGUGAGGUUGAAGUGAGUGUAGGGGAAAGAACUUUUUGCAGAGGCUCAAAAGUGGUUUUCUAAAAGCGAGCCACUAUUAGAUGUGCACAUCAGGAGAAAAGAAAUUGGGUUAUAUCCAUUAGGGAAAUCUCAUUUUGUAAAGGUGCAAUCACAUCAACAACGGGCAGCCAGGAUUAAAGGUAUUACAAAUCCUCACAGCGGAGCAUUUUCGCCGUGCAAAGGAACCUGGCCCAUUGGAAGAUUAGUGCUUCCGGCCUCUGGGGCCAAAGGGUGAGCACUCACCACAGGGGACAGAAACUUGGUGUCUUCUUAUUAUGGGCAACAUAAAAUUCUAGAGUGUUUUAUUCUAUCUUGGAGUCUAGAAGGAAGGCAUUAGGUGUUGGCUUUGCGCUCAGUGAGUUGGAAGUCAUUUAAUGUUAGAGACACAGGAAGCAAGGGUGGCCGGUCACCAUGAGGUGGAUGAAUCACUGAGUGACUCGAGGUUGGAUAGUUUGUGGCACAGAUUGAGCAGACCCCUUUCUGAGGACAGCGGUUAACUCUCCCAGUUCUCUGGGCAGGGAACACCGCUCCUACCCGCUGUGCUGGCCCCGCUGUACAGAGCUCAGUUGCUCGCCUUCUGCCGGAGUGCUCCAUCGACGCCGUCUCCUGUCUUUUUCAUCCCCUCUUCUAUGAGCUCCAGCUCGCAGGCUUUCCCUCAGGGAAAAGGGACCCCAGGGGUUUCAGCUCUAUUUCUCUGCCUCCAUCCUUUGCUCACCAGCUGGGUGAAAACAUGAACUCCGCGCACCCAUGGCCUUUACUGCUUAGAAAAAUCUCCCUCUCAGAUAAAAGCGCUGUGUGAGUCUGUGGAAAACACCAGCACUCUGACACACUGUGAGUGAUCCUUUGUACGUGAUGUGCGCAGAUCCUGGACUGUAAUCACCAGUGCGCUUUAAUGUCUGUACUUACAGCCCGGCUUUUCUCUCUUUUGUAACAGGUUAUAUGGAUCAGCGGUGUUUAAAUCUAAGUACCAUGUGAGUCUAUUAUCUGUUCUAUUGUGCUGGUUUUUUACGGCCUUUUGGUCUUUAUCAUAGCUAGGUAAAUAUCCCCUCCCCCAGAAUGCUUUGUAGAACACUUGUACUUAGUUUGAAAACAAUAAAUUGAAAUUGUAAUGCAUUUGUAUUUCCAUUUCCUGCAAAUAAAUAUUUUUUCUUAAAUAGUAAAA
Molecule: messenger RNA, 6662 nt
Organism: Chinchilla lanigera (long-tailed chinchilla)
Lineage: Eukaryota; Metazoa; Chordata; Mammalia; Rodentia; Chinchillidae
Gene: Creb3l2
Product: cAMP responsive element binding protein 3-like 2
Exons: 12
Coding region: 16-1563 (515 amino acids)
Biological process (GO): regulation of transcription by RNA polymerase II
Molecular function (GO): cAMP response element binding; DNA-binding transcription factor activity, RNA polymerase II-specific
Source: RefSeq, a predicted model, not a curated record